UUCCAGGAACCCGUCAGGAAGAAGAUAAACAAAACAAACCAGAGAGGAAGACGGCGUGGAUUGAGAAGAAAUGACAUUAACUUUUUCUAAACACGAUUUAAAUUUGGAGUUACAACCAUUUUUUCUAGUAUAUGGGUUGCUUAAAGACAACAGUGAACUGAGGAGGACAACUCAGCCAUACUUAAAUGUGCUGCUAAAGCCUCCAUAUUGAAAACAAGAACUCUUUUUUUUUAUAUACAUACUUAAAAUCAAACUUCCUCCAGAGAUUGAAGAAAAGAUAAGGAGUUUGAGACAGGGGAGGUGGCAGAAAAGUUUCCGUCAAGGAACUGAAGAUCUGUGCUCGGCAAUGCCUCAGCCCAGCAUUAGCGGAAUGGAUCCUCCCUUUGGGGAUGCGUUUCAAAACUGUUCUUUUGCUGACCAGGCGCUGACCAGCACAGACCUGUUGGCUAACAGUUCUGACCCAGAUUUCAUGUAUGAACUGGAUCGGGACAUGACUUGCUGCCAGAGCCCUAGAGGAGACAUUUUCACAGUAGGGGACUGCAAGGACAUGGACAGCAUGGAUCAACCUGAGCUGGCAGACAACGAACCUGCUUACAGCUCAAACUUUGAGCAGUGGGACACGUACUGGGAGGACUUGACCAAGUACACCCGCCUCACCAGUUGUGAUAUCUGGGGCACCAAGGAAGUUGAUUUCUUGGGCCUUGAUGACUUUUCUAGCCCUUACCAGGAUGAGGAAGUGAUAGGUCAGACACCUACCCUUGCCCAGCUCAACAGUGAAGACUCACAGCCAGUUUGUGACACUCUUUACCAUCCGGACUUGUUGGUGGGUCAAAAACAGCUUUUGUUUCCACCUCCCAACAUGGUGAAGAGCACCAACAGACUCAGCAACUCUGCAACCAGCGCCUCAUCGAGUCGCAACCCUCUGCCGGACUUCGCCGAGGGAUCCCAGAAAGCUACCUGGCCUGUUGCCUCCAGCACUGACACGAUGGCCAAGGCCCAGUUUCUGGGCGCUAUCAAAGCCCCACCUGGGAUUCUGGACAACAUGGAUUACGUUCGCAAAGCCAAGGUACGCAUCAGCGUACCACGCAAGCCUUUAGUAGAGAGCUCUACCCAGCUGGUUAGUGUUUCCACCUCUCCUCCUAUCGAGGAGCACGAGUCGACUGCUUCGCUGAUCGCUGAGGAUCCAGCCAUCGCCGCUAACAUGGCAUCCUCCAUUAUCUGUGAGAAGAGAGCCGAGACUCCUAAACGAGAGGUACCAAGUGCUCCUGGUCCAGAAGUAGGCACCAUGAGGACGGUGCCACACAAACUCCACUUCCCUCCAGCUGCCGGCAGUGAAACCUUGAUCACUGUGAGUGCCCUUGGUUCCGACACUUCCGCCGCUGACAAAAAGAAGGAGGAAGAGCACAACUACUCGUUAUUCUUAACCAGGGCAAGACUGGCAGGGAAGGCAACUGCUGACAUGGAAGAAGAGGAGGAGGAGGAGGAGGAGGAGGAGGAAGAAGGCGAAGAAGAGGAAGAGGAGGAAGAGGCAGAGGGACUGGACCUAGAUGAUGAAGACCAUGAUGAAGGGUUCGGCAGUGAACACGAGCUCUCAGAGAAUGAAGAGGAAGAGGAGGAGGAGGACGAGGACUAUGAAGGCGACAAAGAUGACUACGUUAGUGAUGCAUUCUCAGAGCCAGGAUGUGACACCGAUAUGGUUGAUGAUGUCAAAGGCCUGACAGCUGGGAUUUCCAGGAAGAGGGGAAAGCGUAGAUACUUUUGGGAGUAUAGUGAGCAGAUCAUCCCAUCCAAACAGGAGCGCAUGCUAAAACCCUCCGAAUGGGACCGAGAUACCCUUCCCAGCAACAUGUACCAAAAGAAUGGACUGCAUCAUGGAAAAUACACAUUGAAGAAAUCGCGGCGGACGGAUGUGGAAGAUCUUACUCCAAACCCCCGAAAGCUGCUUCAGAUUGGCAAUGAACUCCGGAAGCUCAAUAAAGUUAUUAGUGACCUGACGCCCGUUAGUGAAUUACCCCUAACCGCUCGGCCUCGGUCUCGCAAGGAGAAGAACAAGCUUGCAUCCAGGGCCUGCAGGCUGAAGAAAAAAGCUCAGUAUGAAGCCAACAAAGUCAAGUUAUGGGGCCUUGGAACUGAAUAUGAUCGUUUGCUCUUUGUGAUCAAUGCAAUCAAAGAAGAGAUAGUCAACAGAGUUCAAGAUAUCUCAAAUGACAAAGAAACAAGCAUGACAGAGAAGUUGGAUAAACUCAUUGAUGAUACCCUAGUGCAGCCACCAGUGGCCGGCCAGACUUCAGACUUUGUGAAUCAGAUCCUGGAGAACACUGGGAAAGGAGAUCCCACCGGAGGGCUGGUGGGGUUGCGUGUGCCCACAUCGAAAGUGUAACGCCACCCUGGCAGGCACCUCGGAGCACACAUGAAGCCAUCAGCGCCAUUCUUGUCCCACACUGUAACAGCCCAACACUCUGCAUGUCCAUUUCACUUGGAGACACAUUCUCACAUUGAAAGUGAAUACAUGCAUACGACACCCGCCUGUCUGUGCAUACGUAUGUAUAUAUUCACCUCUUGCGCACCAAUGGAAAUGAAACUAUAGUAGUUAACCUUUGCACUCAGUAGUCUAUUUCCUACCAUGUGUGCAUGUGGCAGGUAUCAAUCAACAGGCCGCCAUGUUGCAAAUAUUAAAAGCCAAUAUAUGAGAUACCUCCAACAAAUGAGAAAAAGAGAGAAAAAAAGCUAAACAAUGAUCACCAGUCUUUGCUGUAGCCAUUUUCCUCUUGCAUCCAGCUAAAUCUGUCAAAUGCCCAUAAAGCGUUUUGAAAAGCAGAGCAGAGAAACUACGAAGGCAUUAGCUCCUUUGAUUUAGCAGUCAAAAGGGUGGAAAUGCAGACUUUCCGAGCUUUUGAACGCGGCAUGUACUAUUUCACCUUUAUACACCGACGACAACAAUGCUGAGGCAAAUACGGAAGAACACAAAUACUGAUGUUCAACAAAGAGUAGUGCGACGUUACUGAAGUUUGGUGUAUAUAUGUAGGACAGAGAUGCGUCGAGAGUAGUAGGUGAGGAAACGGGCCUCAGACGCCCGUUUCCGCACACUUGCGAUCGUCUCAGGUUGGAGAGAAAGAGAAAGAGUGUGUAUGUGUGUUUUUUCCUUCCUCUUUCUUUGACUUGAGCAGAUGGUCAGUUAAAUCCCUUAUUGUAAAUAGGCGGAAUGAUUAUUAUCCACUGGUGAAACCUUUUCCUUUCUACACUUUGGUUGAAGUGCCCUCGCAUUAAAUCACCCUUGAUGUUGUUUUGCGAAUUCUCAGCGAAAGGGGCUUAAAAAGUUGAUUCCCAGAUUGGGUUUUGUUUAUAUUUGUACUUUAUACAAGUAAGAUUCAUUGUGCCUUGUAAUCGCGGAGUUGAGGAAAAAUAAAACUCGAUAGAGAGCGCAAAUGGACCAUUUUGCAGAAAGCAAGUAGUCGAGGGGGGAGUCGAGGUUUGUAAUGUAAUUCAGCUCUUUAAAGAUACUCUGAAUGUACAUAGGAACAUGGAAAAUAUAUAUGCCACAGAGUCUGUGCUUUGUAUCAAAAGAUGGCUCUGGCAAAUGUCUUUUUUCGGUACUUCGUUUAAGAGGGAUGGGGGGUGGGCGGUGUCGUACUAUAAGAAAUAUUCACAUAUAAAAUACAAAAAUGAUGUUUGCACACUAUAUUUUGAUUGUUUUGUUUUUUGUACCAAAGACACAUGCAACUUAAAAUGGCAACUAGCCAGUCUAAGUAAGGAUUUGCACAGCUUACCUGACACCGUAUUGAAUGUAGGAAAAAUGGUAGGGUCAGGGAUUUCUAAUGAACUGUGAAAUUUGCUUGGGUCCAAUUCUCUGCAGAAAGAAGCGUUCAUUUGCAUCCUCGUCGAAUUUUGUACUGUUCUUUUUGGUUCUCCAAUAUAUUUCUUCGAAAUGUUUGUACCACCGUUCGUUUUCCCUCCAUGAAGUUCUGUUGCGUAUUUAAAAGUCCAGCUAUAAAGAUGUUUCUGUUUUUGCCCAUAAGAAGACAUGAUCACAAAACCAACAGUUUUUGCUAUAGUUGUAGAGAAGAGUGCAUACACAAAAAUAAUACACAAAGUCCUUGUUUAUAGUUUGUAAACACAUUAAUCCAUGCACACAUCGAUAUUAAGAAUUGAUAAGUUACUCAGCAUGAAACGUUUCUAUGCUCGUGUCUUCUUAUUCUUAUUGUUGAAAUAUUGAAAGAAAAAUUAAAUUGUGUAUAUUUUUGUAGAAAUUUGCCUUUAUCUUUCUUCUCCACGUUGCCCACAGAUCUCUCUUCUGAAAUGUUUUGAAAGCACUUAUCUUGCUAAGGAAAAUCAGAUGAUCCUUUGCAAAUUGUUUGUUUAAAAUUGUAUUUAACACAACGAUAACUUGUAUACUUUGCCGGCUGAAUCUCAUGAUAAAAAGUCUAGUAUCGAUGAAAACAAAAAAGUACUUUUAAAUUUAAAUUCACUACAACACGUUACCAUUACAAUUUACAUCAAGUAAAUGAGAAAUUAGUCUUAAUUUUAAUGAUUAAAGUAAGUUUUCGUGAGAUUUCCCUGCCGCCAUGUUCUCAAGCUGCUGCAAAAUUUGUUCAUUCUGAAAAAUCUCUUCCAAAGGCCUUUUAAAAGUGACUUUAUUCUUGAUGCUGAAGCUUGUGGAGAAGGUUGUCGCUCAAAUAUCAUUUUGAUCAAAGAAGGGAGAAUAUUUUUUCCUUUAAAAUCUAAACUGGUAGAGUUUUGUAAAGCUAUUUUUCUGUAUUUACUUUUGGUAGCAUAGUAAAGAUUAUAUAUUCCGUCCAUUAUGUGUUGUAACUUCUUUUUUUUCUUUUCUUUCUUUUUUUUUUUUUUUUGUACAUAGAAAGGAAUUUAGAUUUAUUCUAAUUGUGGAAUAUAUAUCUAUAUUCUAUUAUAUAUCUAUAAAUCUAUAAAUGUAUAAUAAGUUCUAUAUUACAUGUAAGAAAGCAAAAGCACUUUGUCUAGACAAAAAGAAAAAACAAAACAACAAAAAAAAAGCUUCCCCCCUCCCAUUUGCUGCUAAACCGACCUCGUUUGAAUGCUGCGGUGCGUACUUGACUUUUGCCAUCUUGACCAGAGCAGUGUGACAGAGAGGUCUUGAGUGGAGAGAGACAUUCGUAUGCGUGAGGUCUCUGACGUCACAAUCUUCAUUUGCCUUCAGUAGACAUUUCCUAUGGAAAAAUACAAAUUCUGCUUUGGAUUUUUCUUCAGGUCGAUGUACAGUGUUGACAUUCUCUCUGGCCAGAGAUUGGUAUUGUUGUCAUUGAUUUUUUUAAAGUAAUUUUUUACUUACUGAGGGAAAUCUGAGGUAUUUGACAAAGUAGCUCAGAAAAAAAAAAGAAAUAUAUAUAUAUAUAUAUAUAUAUAUAUAUAUAUAUAAAAUCGCUGUACUGUAAGGCAGUUCCAUUUGCCAUGGGGAAUCAAUUGGACUAGUCUUUAUUUAGUUUUAGUUUUAGUUUUUUUUUUUUUUUGUCUUUAAGAGCCCAUCUAUUCUCAAAAGACGGCAAAGCCGUUUGUUAUGGCGGCAACGACUGGCCUUUCUUGUGCCAUCUAGAGCUCAAAGCUUCCAGGAGAGUCAUGAUAAUGACUCGAGCGUAUAAAAAAUGAUAACAAUCGUCCUGUACAAUAAGCUUGAUGGCAAGUAACAAUGAGCAUACGGAGAUGGAAAUGCAUGUUGUCCUUCUGUCGACGGCCUGCUGUAUUGAGAGCGUUUGGUGGUUAUUGUAGUGCGCAAGCUCUCGCAUUCAACGUGAUGUUGUGAGCUGUGCUGUUUAGUGUUUUAACCAGGGGACUCUGUGGCAUUCAAACAGUUAAGGAAAAGGUUGCUAUUUAAAGCCAGUAUUUUAUCUUUCUUUCUUUUUUUUGUUUUGUUUUUGCUGAUAAGCUUUUUAUAUAAAGAAAGAUAUUUAAAGAACACAUACACAUAUACACGCACACAUUUGUAUAUGUGUGUUUGUUUUGUUUCAUAAUGGGCUGUCACAUAAGAAUGAAUUAUGUUUAUUUUAUAAUCUUGGGGAAAUUAUUUCUGCCUUCAAAAACACAGAUAUAUGCAUUGAAUACAUUAAAAAAAAAAAAAAAAAAAAACAGCAGUUCACAAAAAGUAAAUAUAAUUCACUAUUUAAUUUUUUUUUUUCCGCAGUUUAAAUGUUUUUUGCAUAGUCCGACAUUUAGCAUCAUAUUCUUUUUUUUUUUUUUUUUUUAAAGGGAAAUAAUGUAGCUUUCUGUUUAUAAACGAUUUGCGUGGUUUGCUUGUUUUUUUUUUUUUUUGCACAAUUUUAUUAAAAUUCGCUCGUACCGUGAUAUGCUAAUGUAUCCUGAAAAAAAAAAAAGCUAGCUAUUUCAAUUUGAUUGAUUGAUUGUUUUCAUCGUCUGCAUAUUGUUGAUGAUUCAAUAAUUUUGGACGCAAAGCUGCUAAAUCAUGUUGUAAAAUUGUGUAGAGAAUCAAAGAUCAUUCCCUGUUACAUUCAAGCUACGAGCAAUGGGUUUUAUAUGAUAAACAAUUAUUUAUCAAAAGAUGGAUCUUAUGCCACUAUAUUUAUACAGCGGAUUCAUGAAACUCACUUUGGAUUCUUUCUAAAAUGGCUACAGUAUAUACUCAAGAGCAUUCAAACAAGCAUUUACCUUUCCUUUUCAAUGGUUUGUGUAGAUAUGUUUUCGCUAUAUUCAAGAAAGAUUACUCCUAUUGGUGCACUAUGCAGGUUUUCCUCUGUAGAAAGACAGGAUGAUGCUUUCGUUUACAGCACUUGUGUUUCUUCUUCUUUUUUUUUAACAAUUGUAUCUGAUUUAUGGGUUUUGUAAAAGUACUUAUCGAUGGAAAACAACAUGGUGACGAAACUGAGAAAUAGCAUUUCACGGAAGGCGGCCUGUCUUAUUGUUGCUAAAUAAACAUGCUCUUUCCAAUGUAUUUAACCUAUUGAAUGUUGUAGAUUUGUUUUGCUUUUGUGCUGUUGUUUAAUGGACCUUGAUGAAUCAUUUUACAAUUCUGUGCAUUUUGUUACUCUGUAUCUUGUGUUCUCGUUUCAAGGUUUAGCAGCAGAACUCGAGCAUGCAUUCCUACAUAUCAUGACUCCUGCUGCUCGUAAAUGUUCCAUUAACAAAUCUGUAUGAUCCCUUUACAUAUGAUAUUUGAGACCAUGGAUAUGUUUGUUUGCGCAUGCUAACCUCGCUAAAUUGAUAUUCAUGGAGCUUUUGCGACAGACAGUCUUUAUUCUAACCAAUGAGCACAAAUGGGAAAAGAAUCUUUGAUACUUAAUCACCUCCAUCACUCUCCACGAGCUGAAAAAGACCCAUGAUGCACUUGGUUUUACAGAAUUUCCCAUGUUAUUUUUAAAAUGAUGCCUGCAAAAUCAGGUGCCUUAUUCAGACAUGAGAAUCCAAACUUGAUCUAUUGACAUUUUUUUUACAGAAACGAGAUUGCCCAAUAUGCCAAGAAUUAAAUUGUUUCCUCUGAAAUUCCUUCUCUUUUGUUUGUUUUCCUGCUGUGUCGAGCAGUGAGCUUGCUUCAGAUGAGAACUGUUGCUGCUUUGCCCUCUUACAGUUUUCAUUGAAAGAUGAAUGUAGUCUUCCUUCAGUGGAGUCCAGUAUGAUUAAACGUAAAGACUUUGUCCCGUAUGUUUUGGUUGAGAGACUAUCCAAAGAGUGCUGCAAUCAUAGACUUUUUUUUUUUUUUUUUUUUUUAUGUUUAUAUCAUCGAUUAUAUAUAUAUAUAUAUAAACCAUGUGAGAUUUCUUCUGUUUAGGUUCUGGUGCAAGUUUGAAUCUGCCUUUGUUUUGACCUCGUCUUGAUUCGGUAGAAGCAUUCGUACAUGAUACAUUGUAACUUUUAUACGUUCGACGUACGCAGUGGUGGAUUCUUCAGAAGCCCUCGGAGUGGAAGAAGCUUUGCAAAGACAAUGUCAAACCUUUAUCAUUGUGUCCCCUCAAGAUUAUUGUGCCUCCCGAUUCUUCUGGAUCUUCUGUUCCUCAGAUCGCCGGCUAUGACCUGGAGCAGAGUCAUUCACCAACAAACAAACAAACUGAAAUGGCCUUUAGCAGUUGUUCUCCAUUGAACAGAAUCAAGGUUUUCCACGAACACAAACACGAGAAAAGGAAAAAAAACGACACAAGCAGAGGUGCGCAUUGCUCGGCCUAGUCGCGGAGGGCGGGAAGUCUCAGCAGACAUCCCCAUUCGUACGCUUUCCUUGCACUCAGUCACUCCCUCAGAGAAAAGUUGAGUCUUCUUUUGGUGGUUUCCGCUGCAUGACUCCCUUCAUGGCAAAAGGGGGAAAGAAGCUCUUCGUUUUAUUGGGUUCAAAAAAACGUGGACAUUGGGUAGGAGUCCUGUCUCGCCACCCAUGGUGCUGAAUUUCAAAAUAUGUACUUGAACAUCCUCAGAGCUAUGACUUGGCAUGUGUGGUCAGGUCCGUGAACUCUUCUCCCUCCCCGAUCUUGCGCUAGAAACCGUUUCGAAAUAAAGUUGCUCUUAAGACAUCUGCUCAAGCCACUGCAACACCUGUGCCAAGACCCGACCCCAUAGCGGGUGCUCAAAUUGGACUUGGACCGAACCAGUGGUCGGGCGGGAAAAGGGCCGUGCUAAUGUAGCGGUGAUAGCUUAUUUUGAUUGUCUGUCUGUUUGUUUGUUUUUGUUUUUCUGUUGAGGAAGACAUGGAGAAGCUAGUAGGGUUACUUGGACUGUUGGGCCCAGAUCUCUCGAAUCACUAACGGACUCUAAAAACCAACCUUACCAAAAAGGUUGACGACGACGACGAACGCUCGCACCUGUCCGAUCGCAUACUUUUCUACACGAUUACACUGCAAUGAUUUACAUUCCCUUCCAAACCUUUGCCAAAUUUGCAUCCAACUACUAAAUUGACCUUCAACAUUGGAAGCGGGUUUGCGAAAACGUAACCAGGGCCACCGAAAGCUUUUUGUUUCGAUUCCUUUCGUUUCUUUAGUUUUGAAAAUCCAUGCAACAUUCAAUUUACAAACGACUGACAUGAAGUGUCAGUUCUUUGAAAAAGAACGAAAAACCAAGAAAAAAAAAAAAAACACAAUACGUGAACUUGUGCUUCUAAUGUUGUAUGGUAUUCUACUUGAUAAUUUAGCAUGGGAUCUUUAAGUAGCUAGUAUUGUGUGUGUACUCCCCAAGUGUAAAAUCUCUCUCUCUUUAUUUUUCUUCUUUUUUUUUUCGUUCGUUCGUUUGUUCUAGUCAGUAGGAAGGCUGUAUUUCAUUGCUAAGUGCUCUGUCAUAGAUCUCUUGGUGAUAUUCUUAAGCAAAACUUUGCAAAAGUGUAUCCUACUGAAACUAACAGUUACUUGAUCCUAUUAGCAAUGUCUAUAUUUGUAGUUCACAUAUAUGCCUGUUCAAAUACAAUAUCUUGACAGUUGUUCUAUUUAUGUUUCAGUGUUGUGCUGGGUUUUGACAUUUUCUUUCACUUUUGUUUCUUUUUUUUUUUUUUGUUGUUUUUUCGGCACAACUAGUUGGAGAACAGCUUGGUUUAUUGAGCCUUGUUAGUGUACAGAUGUGAAGUAGGCUUAAAAGCAGUUGUGAUUGAUCUUCAAAAUGUGUCUGUUUGUGUUAUUGUGCCUCUUAUUAUUUGAUUUCAAUUUUUUGUAUUAUCCUUAAUUAUGUCACUGCAUUGUAUCAGCCCGGAGUUGGUACCACAAUUCUGCUUGUAACCAUGAUAGUCUAAUUCUAUUAUUGAUUUUACUAUCAAAAUAAACAUUAGAAACUGCA
This is a messenger RNA of Ctenopharyngodon idella (grass carp), 9726 nucleotides long. It is a transcript of the gene crebrf, whose product is annotated as creb3 regulatory factor. The transcript is spliced from 9 exons. Gene Ontology annotation, molecular function: DNA-binding transcription factor activity, RNA polymerase II-specific; RNA polymerase II transcription regulatory region sequence-specific DNA binding. The record is from RefSeq and is a predicted model, not a curated record. Gene Ontology annotation, biological process: response to unfolded protein; regulation of transcription by RNA polymerase II. Lineage: Eukaryota; Metazoa; Chordata; Actinopteri; Cypriniformes; Xenocyprididae. The coding region runs from base 347 to 2380 and encodes 677 amino acids. Gene Ontology annotation, cellular component: nucleus.